Saprolegnia parasitica CBS 223.65 is the source of this 1833-nucleotide messenger RNA. RefSeq lists its product as hypothetical. The transcript is spliced from 10 exons. The annotation marks the transcript as partial. Lineage: Eukaryota; Oomycota; Saprolegniomycetes; Saprolegniales; Saprolegniaceae. The record is from RefSeq and is a predicted model, not a curated record.
AUGGAGGCGCCGAGCCUCGAAACCAAGGCCGCGCUCGAGCUCGAUUCGUACCUCGCCGAGGCCGAGGUCGAGCCGACGCUCACCAAGGACCAGCACAUUGCUAUCCUCAAAGAGCGUCUCGCGCGGCGUUGCGCGCUCAUCGAUACGAUUCGGCACGCGUACUACCGCGAUGUGAUUGUCGUCAAGGAAAACCUCUUGGCGCGCGAGCUCCAUCCAAGCACCGGGUCGGUCGACGAGCGCGUCCACGCGCUGCCGUCCGUGGACCUCCGCGACACCCUCCCGCUCUUUGCUCCGUCCCAGACGUACCUGCGCGUGCAUCCCUGCGACGUGUGCGGUGGGACGUUGGAGCUCGUCCACGGCGAGACGCAAGAGCUCAACGAGGCGCGGUCGUUGUGUGCCAAGGCCCAAAAAGGCGAGCAAAACAUGAAGGGCAUCGUGCACCGGCUGCGCGCCGAGCUCAAGGAAGCAACCGAGAUCUCGGAUGCGCUGCAGCAGCGGCUGCGCGCGCUCACCAAGGAGAACGCGUUUACGCUCGAGCAGCUCCAGAUCUCGCGCAAAGCCGAGCGCGAACAAAAGACGUGGCUGGCCGAGCUCAAAUCCAAGCUGCACGCCGCCAGCGCCACGACCGAAAGCGUCUCCAAGCUCACGCAACAGCUCAAGGAGCUCCACGCCGAGCACGACGAAGUGACGAAACAGACCAAGCUCCUCGUGCGCCAACGCGACGACAUGCAAGACGAGCUCGAUGCACUUGUGCUGAGCCACGCCGCGCUUAAAGCCGACUGCAUGCGGCACCAAUCCGAGUGCGAAGCUACGAAGCGCCAACUCGACGACAUGACGGACCUCAAGACGCAUUUCGCCAGCGAGUUCAACGCGUUGGCAACCAAGCACAAGGAGCAGCUCCACGUCUCCGAGAUUGUGCAAGAAUCGCUCGUCAAAUGCAAACAAGACUUGGCUACGCUCUCGACCAAGUUUGAGCAGACCAAGCGGCAACUCGAAGACCAACUAGCGGGCGAAGAAAUGGAGCGCGAAAGCACGCACGAGCGGUACCUCGAGGAGAAGAAGCGCUGCAAGCAGCUCACGGCCGAGGCGGAGCGCACCCGGCGCGACAUGACCGAGUACCAAGAGCUGUACGCUCAAGUGGUGAGCCAAGCGGACGGCGUCGAGCGGGCCCACCAAGCGCACCUGCUUGAGGAAGCGGCGCUGUGGACCGAGGAAUGGGACUUUAUGCGGCUCGCGCUGGACCAAGCACUCAUGCGCGAGAACGACUUGGCGUCCGAGGUCAUGAAGCGCUACUACGACGACGACAAGGACACUGGCGGUGACGGCGACGGCGACACGGGCUUUUUCAUUCCGUCCUACAACGAGGACGACGACGAGGACGACGAGGACAUCGAGGACUCGGACAGCGAGCGACAGUCGACGCCGCAGCUGCCAAGCCGUCCAAUGACGCCAAUGACGGACGCGAGCUUGGUCGCCGACGCGUCACGGCAGCCCACGCCGUCGUCAGCUGGCCGUCAAGAGAAUCUUGAUCGCCCCGGCAGCGUCGAGAUGGACAGCAAGAAGAAGCGCCCGGUGUCGAGGAAGACGAGCAAAAACGGCGAGCUCGCCCAUCUCCUCUCCGAGAUGAAGGACAUGCAAGACAAGUGCAAGGUGUUGCGCAACAAGGCGCACGAGGCCGACAAGCACGUGGCGCAGCAGACGGCAAAGAUCAAUGAGCUCACGCUGACCAACCAAGCGCUUGAAGCCACCAUCAAGGACCAUGUCUCUGAAAACAGCGAGCGCAACCAAAGUGAAACCGAGCUCUUCCGAACGCUCAAGAGCUUGCGGGAAAAU